AUCUUAUUUCUUGACACUGGCUAAUGCACAAACCGUACGUGACACAAUAAAAAAAUAGCCUGUGUUUCAAACAGAAAAUUACAAAAUAUGUUAUUACUCUAUGAAUUCAAAGUGCAAAUUGCGAUAAAUGAUAACGAUGUGUAUCAUUAAUUUAUAUUUAUUAAAUAAGCUAUAAAAUUAUAGUAAGUUCUGUGAACUCAAUAUUCUCUGUUCUUCCUUAGUGAUUUUAACGAAAAUAAUGGAAGAGAAAUAUAUUUUAACUUUAGAUAUAGGAACUACGACAAUUCGUGCGUUUAUUUAUAAUUCUAGAGCAGAAACUGUAGGAAAAGCUGUCGAUCAGAAAUAAAGUCAAAUUAAACACAAUAAACUAGUAUUUUACCAAAUUAAAAAUGAAGCUUAUUUGAAGAAAAAUAUUACAUGUGUUUUAAUUAAGGUGAUUCUGCACUAUCCCUGUCCUGGAUUUGUGGAGAUUAACCCAAAUGAAUUAUGGACCUCAGUUAUUUCAGUGGUGAAGAAAUCAUUUCAAAAUGCCAAUCUUUCGGCUGGUCAGAUCACAGCAAUGGGUAUAUCUACUCAAAGGAGCACAUUCAUCACGUGGUCUCGUACAACUGGCAAGCAUUUUCACAAUUUUGUAACUUGGAAAGACUUAAGAGCUGACAGUCUUGUCAAACAGUGGAACAAGUCUUAUACAUGGAAGUUAUUUAAAUUCAGCGCCUACGUUCUAUAUUUGGUGUCACGGAGCAAAAGAUUCAAAGCCGGAAGUGUAUUCAAAUUUAUGAAUACGCAGACCUCGCUGAGAUUGAAUUGGGUUCUUCAAAAUGUAGUUGCGUUAAGAAACGCUGUACAAAACAACGACGCAAUGUUUGGAACCUUGGACACGUGGUUAUUAUAUAAAUUGACAGGUCAACGUAUUCACAUGACCGAUGUUUCUUCGGCAUCCGCUACAGGCUUCUACGAUCCGUUUACGAUGCAGUGGGCCGGCUGGGGAACACUCUUAUUAAAUAUUCCGAUUUCCUCUUUGCCGACGGUCGUGGACACGGCCGGCGAACACUUCACCAGCACGGCGCCGGAUAUAUGGGGUCAUGCCAUUCCGAUCAGAAGCUGCAUGGCCGAUCAAACGGCGUCGAUGUGGGGCUCGUGUUGUUUUGACGUUGGUGACAUCAAACUGACAAUGGGAACGGGGACGUUCUUUAAUAUAAACACCGGAUCGGCACCUCACGCGAGCGUGUCCGGCCUGUACCCGGUGGUCGGCUGGAGGCUCGGCGACGAACUGGUGUAUUCCGCGGAAGGAGCGAACAACGAUACGGCUUCUAUAAUUAAAUGGGCACAAAAUUUAGGUUUAUUUAUCAGUCCGCAAGAGACUGCGGACAUAGCUAAUUCAGUAACGGAUACGGAUGGCGCCUUCUUCAUUCCCGCUUUUAGUGGAUUAGGGCCCCCAUAUAACGACGGUACAGCCGCUUCAGGUUUCAUAGGCAUGAAGCCAUCGACAACAAAAGCGCAUUUGGUUCGCGCGUUACUAGAGUCAUUAGCGUUUCGUACCGCGCAAUUAUAUCAGUGUGUGCGUAAUGAAACCGAUUACACGUUUCAUUCUAUAAGGCUAGACGGUGGUGUGUCUAACAAUGAUUUCCUCGCCCAACUGGUUUCGGACUUAACGGGUCUACGCGUGGAGAGACCCGUGCACGUAGAGAUGUCCUCUUUAGGAUGCGCGCAUAUUGUUGGACUACAUCUAGGUAUAUGGAAAUCGAAACAGGAACUAAAAUCUCUAAGGAAAGUGGGAUGCGUGUUUCAUCCACGGCCGCACGUGAAAAAAUCUUACGAACACACGAUCUCGAUGUGGGAAGACGCCGUCACACGGAUGUGCGGAUGGUAUUCAAGAAGCAAUUCGUUGAAGUCAGUCAACGCUGUAUCGGACUCCAGUGGUUGUGGAGUAGUUCCUAAGAAUAGCUUUAAACUGCUAAAGAAUAACGGGGACGCAGUGAAAUAACGUUGGCUUUACCCGAUGCUCGUGCUCGUUGCGUGCAUCGUGUUACACAGAUGAUAAUAUCACAGGGAACUUUUAUAUAUACCUAAAAUAAAUCAGUGUUGCCAACUCCGAAGGAAAAUCAACUUGCUGCUUUAUUACUUUACUUACUACUACUUUAGGAGUUGAAAAUUAAAACCAAAAAAAAAAGUACUUCGAAAUCAACCUGCAUACUUUAAAAGGUUUAAUUAUUGUUAAUUAGGAAUUGAAGGACGAUAAAUUCGUUAGUCGCUGCGAUCCACGAAUUAAAUAUCUUUUGUCUCUGUCUAAAUCUGGACUUUUGGACGAGGAAAAUAAUGUGUUUUAUGAAGAAUAACUAACUUUGCUGAGUAAUUAUUUAACGGCCGUCUGGUGUAGUGGUAAGUGACAUGGUCACUACACAAGGGGGUCGCGGGUUCGAAUCCCGCCAAGGGAAGAUAUUUGUAUGGUAAAUAUAAAUGUCUUUUCCAGGGUUAUGGAUGUAUAUUAAAUAUAUUAUUAUGUAUGUGUAUAAUAAAAAAUCUUAUAUUUAUUUCCGUUAUCUGGUACCUGUAACAUAAGUUCUUUACGAACUUAUCACGGGACCACUUAACGGGCGUGAUUGUUAGUAAAUAUUUAAUUAUUUAUUUAUAGAAUCACAGAAUACGUGCUGGGGGAUGUUUUCGUAUUAUUCACAGAGCCUGUAGAUUGGAUUGGCAGCUUAACCUAGCUCAUGUGCUGUGGCAACUUGCAUUGUGUCUUUACUAGAACUUUCUUUUGCUUCUCAUACUGAGAGAUUAUCGUCCAAACGAAUAUAAAAUCCUUCUAGUAGUUGCCUAGAGGUACAUCUCAGGUGUUAGUGAGCUUCUAGGCAGUCCACGGGCCAGAUCAGGGUAGAGUGUUCAGCCUAAUGACAUAUCAGUUUCGAAGAUGCUGACAACUGGUUCACGAAAACGGAACCGGUUCCUAGACAUCCUGUAAUUUCCUUAAAUUUAGGGAAAAACACGAUGCUGGCAUCACUGAGUGAAAUUAAGAUAUCAUUCCACUUACAAUUAUAUAAAUAUUCAGACGUUUGAAUACUGAAACAAUCUGAUAAAUAGUUGUUUUCGUCAUAGUCCAAUAGUUACAAAGCAAAUCGUUCAUUUAAAUUGCUCAUUAGUUUUAAAUUAUUAAAAAAAUAUUGACUACGAGACCUGACUCGAUAUAGUGUUGCUACUAAUAUAUUUCGGAAGACAAAUUAUGCUGUCUUCUAAUUACCCAUUAAUUGUGAUGUGUUAAAACCAUUAGAGUGGCAAGAUCCAUUUUUAUUUUAUUUUGCACAGUAUUUAUGUUUUAUACACUUAUUUUAAGAAUAUUGUUUUUAUUUAACUAGCAUUAACUCUUUGUUGUUUUCUAAUUUUUUAACCUUAAAUUAACUAUAUGACAAGAAAAUCUUUGAGAUGCUAAAUUGAGCUUUAAACUGUAGCAAUAAAUUCUCUAUAGUACAUUGUGCACCAAGGGAGAAAAGUAGGACAUUUCCUCCCGGGGUGUAGGAAACACGCGGGAUGAGAUGUCCUACUUUUUCCCCGCGGUGCACAUACUAUUUUUUCUCCUACAAGGCCGAAAGUUCGUGGAGUACCGAGCCGGGGUCAGGGGCGAAGCCCUGGCAGGGGGUAGGGGGGCGGACCACCCCCCCCCCUUACUCAUAAAAAACAAUUUAACUGUUUUUUAAUUUUUAAAUAAACUACUACUAAUUGAAUAAGAACUGUCUGAUGAACUCAUCUUUGUUUAAUACUUCACCAUUAAACUUUAUUGCCUUUUGUUUAUUUCACUUUUACACUAAACACAAUACUGCAAAUUACCCGAGCACAACAAUGGCGGAGAAUUUUAGGUGCGUGAGAGCAGACGUAGACACUAACGCGCAUGCGCACUUGUCAGUACCCAGGGAGGAAAAGUUACACUUUCUUCCCUGUAGAGCGGGAGGAAAACCGAACUUUCGGCGUAGGUAGGAGAAAAAAUAUGUUUGAUUCUGCCAAAAAUCGGUUAAUAUGCUUUAUUGUUUUGUUAAUCAUUGAUUUUUUUAUAUUAUUAUUUUACCGAUAUGGUAUGGUAGGGAGUGCUGUGCUACACGGAUAGUUAGAAUCAUGCUGUCGAUUUUCAGUAACCACUUAACAACAGAUGGGGUGUGAUCUCGUCAACAUCUUAUACAGACAAAGUUCAAGCGUAAAUGCGUAUCAUGAAUAAUGUAUUUAAUGUGUAUCUCAAAAAAAUUCAUUCUAUUUUUUUAUUGCUUAGACGCUGGGUGGGCUUGCAGCCGAUCUGGUAUAAAGUGGUUACUGGACUUAUACCUUGAGAUACACUUCUGUUACAGCUUUAUAAGAGUUUGUGGAAAUCGGCAACUUAAAUUACAUAACGACGCUUGAAAGGCAAACGUGACUAAGCGACAAUAACUGCUUUAUACAUAAAUGAUAGGCAAUAACCAUAUCCGAUGCGCAAAAAAUAUAUUUCUAGGUCUAUUAAAAUUAUUUCAAUCCUACAGCUAGAUUCGUUAAAAUAGAAGAUUUUUCAGGUAUUUCAACAUUAAAUUAGUCUACUGUAAAGUUCACGCAUUGUCGCUUAGUCACGUUUGCCUUUCAAGCGUCGAUAACAUAAACAUUAUAAAGGCGCGUCCAAUCUAACGAUAUAUCCAGAAAGUUCCUCUUGCAUCCAGUGUGUCCGUAGCUUUAAGUAUUGAGACUAAGGAGCCCAAUUAUAAAAGUAAUCCUUCUUGAUAUAACUUAAUAUAAUGUGACCCUUAUAAUUUUUCAAAUAAAUAUGUUAUACAUUGUUAAUAUUUUACGUGAAUAUAAUUAAAGAAACUAGUAUAUGCCAAUGAAAAGCUAUGAUGUUUUAGAAAUAUUAUUUUAUGUACGCGUAUUAAUUUAGAGAUAUAAACAACCAAACCAAAAAAAUAUUGAGUAAACAACGCUCCUUUGUAAUUCUACAAAUCACUACAACAAAGUCUCUUUCUCUGUCCCUAUAUCGCUAUGUAUGCUUAAAUCUUUAAAACUACGCAACGGAUUUUGAUGCGGUUUUUUUAAUAGAUAGAGUGAUUGAAGAAGAAGGUUUACAUGUAUAAUAACAUCCAUUAAAUCGUGGAGAUAUUAAUAAUAAAUUACAGUUUCCGAAGCGAAACUAGGGCGGGUCGCUAGAAUUUCAAUGGAUGUGUUUCGUCGUUCAAGAAUUCCGCUACCCACAUUCGAAGUUCAUCAGUUCUCUCUCUCUCUCUCCCCACCCCUCUCCCUCUCUCCCUCUUUUUAACAACAAAUUUAGUAGGUGAAGGUAUUUUUAUGAUGAAUUGUUUUGGUGGCUUGUUAUUAUUAUUUAACCCUAAAUAAUGGGUAGUUCGGGAUUUGUUGUUGAGAUAAGUAUAGUACAUUUCUAUGUUAAUUUAUAUGUUCCAGUAAGAAAGUAGUCGAUUUGUUUCGACAGGCAUGCACCAAAGCUAAUUGAAACAGAAAUGGAUAAUAAAUUAAACAACAUAAUGUUAAUUUCUUUACCAAAGAUAUCAAGUUAAAAUAGAUGUAAUCGUUGCCUCUUCGCAUAAGAUAUCUUCAAAAUUUUCAUUUAUUUAAUAUCUGUCCAUAUGUAAUAAUAAUCAAUCUUCCUCAGUUUAUUCCAUUUUUACAAAUACAUAUGCGUAACGUGAAUAAUCUUCAUGACUGUUCACGAAUGCUCAAGUCAAGGUUAGAAGCCAAUUAGGGCGAGUGUACCUUUAAUAUGUUGCUCAUAUACAUGUGACUAAAACAAUAGUACCUACUCAGAAAGUUUUAAAAAUCAUUUAAACUAGGAAAUCAACGGUGGUUGUUUUAAAUAUAAUCAGUUCAAAUGUAAAAAGAAAACUAUUAUAAAAAACGUAAAUAAAUUAUUUUACACUACAUAUAAAA
Molecule: messenger RNA, 5883 nt
Organism: Bombyx mori (domestic silkworm)
Lineage: Eukaryota; Metazoa; Arthropoda; Insecta; Lepidoptera; Bombycidae
Product: putative glycerol kinase 5
Exons: 11
Coding region: 560-1984 (474 amino acids)
Biological process (GO): glycerol metabolic process; glycerol-3-phosphate biosynthetic process; phosphorylation
Cellular component (GO): mitochondrion
Molecular function (GO): phosphotransferase activity, alcohol group as acceptor; kinase activity
Source: RefSeq, a predicted model, not a curated record